AUGACCACAAACGACCCACCACCGACCGUCGGUGACGCCGCCCAUGUUACCCAGAACACUGCAUCAGUUGUAGCUGUGUCCAGUUGCAAACUCCCACAGUUCUGGUCCAUCCAGCCUCGUUUGUGGUUUGUUCAGGUUGAAGCAGUGUUACAGGUGGCCCGUAUCACAAAUGACGCAUCACGUUACAAUCAAAUCGUUAGUGCUUUGGACACUGAUUCAAUGUUACAGCUAGCGGACUUCCUGCAGAAUCCACCAGAGAUCGACAAGUACGCGAAGCUGAAGGACGAGACAUUGAAACGGUUUUCGGAAUUCAGCGACCGCCAGCUUCACCGAGCGCUUACGGAGGUUCRACUCGAUGAUAAAAAACCUAGCCAGCUCUUGCGCCAGCUCAGAAUUCUCAUGGGCGACAGGGCCUCAGAGGACUUAUUGCGUAUAAAAUGGUUGGUAUUGUUACCACAAUCAACCAACCGAUGUCUCAAACUACUCAGAGAUGUCCCUGUAGAUGAGCUUGCUGAUGUUUCUGACGAGCUAAUGGAGAACCAGACUGGCCAUUUCGUUAUGGCUACACAUCACCAGCUUGCCCAGCCAGCCCACAGGGGCGACAAAUUCGAAAAUUCUCUGCUCACCAGUAUGGCAAAGGACGUGUCAGGUCUUAAACUUGCCAUAGCCGACCUGGUGACCUGUAUCAAGGACCAAGGAAUUACUCGAGACCGUCCCCAACCUGCACCACGCCGUUUCCAGCAGGCAUCAUCGAAGGAAGAGCCAGCCUCAGACAUCAAGAAGUUCUGCUAUUAUCACCGUCUCUUUGGGUCCAGAGCCAAAAAGUGCGAGCGUCCUUGCACCUUCGACUCAUCGAACACACAUUCAUGA
This is a messenger RNA of Bactrocera latifrons, 870 nucleotides long. RefSeq lists its product as uncharacterized. NCBI's taxonomy places the organism in Eukaryota, Metazoa, Arthropoda, Insecta, Diptera, Tephritidae. The record is from RefSeq and is a predicted model, not a curated record. The coding region runs from base 1 to 870 and encodes 289 amino acids. The transcript has a single exon.